CACACCGAGGGCUGUUGCGGCCACUAGCUCCUUCAGGCAGGUGGACCCCGGGCUCCUGCCCACCCGUACUGUCCAUGGAUUUUAUUGCUGGGGCCGUUGGAGGCAUCUGCGGCGUUGCAGUCGGCUACCCACUGGACACGGUGAAGGUCAGGAUCCAGACGGAGACCAAGUACAUGGGCAUCUGGCCCUGCGUCCGGGACUUAUACCGCCAAGAGCGGGUGUGGGGUUUCUACAGGGGCCUGUCACUGCCCGUGUGCACGGCGUCCCUGGUCUCGUCCAUGUCCUUCGGCACCUAUAGCCACUGCCUGGCGCACAUCUGCCGGCUGCGGUACGGCAGCGCCGACGCCAAGCCCGCCAAGGCCGACAUCACGCUCUCGGGCUGUGCCUCUGGCUUCGUCCGCGUGUUUCUGACCUCGCCGUCCGAGGUGGCCAAGGUCCGCCUGCAGACGCAGACACAGAUGCAGACAGAGACGCAGCGACGGCGUCCCUCGGCCGCGGGGCCCUGGCCGGCGGCCCCCGUGUGUCCUGGGCCCAGGUACCGCGGACCGCUGCACUGCCUGGCCACGGUGGCCCGGGAGGAGGGCCUGCGGGGCCUCUACAAGGGCAGCUUGGCCCUGCUCUGCCGGGACGGCCAUUCCUUCGCCACCUACUUCCUGUCCUACGCCAUCCUCUGCGAGCGGCUCACCCCCGCGGGCCGCAGCCAGCCCGAUGUGCUGGGAGUGCUGGUGGCCGGUGGCUGCGCGGGGGUCCUGGCCUGGACCGUGGCCACCCCCAUGGACGUGAUCAAGUCGCGCCUGCAGGCGGAUGGGCAGGGCCAGCGGCGCUACCGGGGCCUCCUGCACUGUGUGGUGGCCAGUGUGCGGGAGGAAGGGCCGCGGGUCCUCUGCAAGGGGCUGGCGCUCAACUGCUGCCGCGCCUUCCCGGUCAACAUGGUGGUCUUCGUCGCCUACGAAGCCGUGCUGCGGCUCACCCGGGGCCUGCUCACCUAGCUGGCCCCGACGCCCAGGGGCCGACCCGCCAGCAGCUUCCAGAGCUCGUGGUGGCUGGAGGAGGCAGAGGGGACUGUCGGAGGCCCUGCACGGCCAUCACCCGGGAUGGCCAAGGACGGCCCUGCCCCGAGAGCCAGCCGAGGC
Messenger RNA from Choloepus didactylus (southern two-toed sloth), 1133 nucleotides. It is a transcript of the gene SLC25A47, whose product is annotated as solute carrier family 25 member 47. Gene Ontology annotation, molecular function: transmembrane transporter activity. The coding region runs from base 75 to 989 and encodes 304 amino acids. The transcript has 6 exons. The record is from RefSeq and is a predicted model, not a curated record. Gene Ontology annotation, cellular component: mitochondrion. NCBI's taxonomy places the organism in Eukaryota, Metazoa, Chordata, Mammalia, Pilosa, Megalonychidae. Gene Ontology annotation, biological process: transmembrane transport.